Messenger RNA from Cynara cardunculus var. scolymus (artichoke), 1008 nucleotides. Its product is annotated as probable methyltransferase At1g27930. The coding region runs from base 112 to 951 and encodes 279 amino acids. Gene Ontology annotation, biological process: xylan biosynthetic process. Lineage: Eukaryota; Viridiplantae; Streptophyta; Magnoliopsida; Asterales; Asteraceae. The transcript has a single exon. The record is from RefSeq and is a predicted model, not a curated record.
CUUCAACGCGUCUAACACCGUCAUCUAUAUCUCCACUGUCAUAAACCCAAAUCUUAGAUCUUCAUAUGUCCUUCCCAUUGGUCGGAAAACUCAAACACUUCACAAAAAACCAUGAAAAAUAAUCUCCCACACCUCCCUGAACGGCGACUCUUCAUCGCCUUAUCCGCCAUAACUCUCAUCGCCGCCGGCCUCCUCGUAUUCACCUUCACCGGUCCCGGCAACCGCCGCUUCUUCUGCAAUCAACCCAUCUCCGAUAACUUUCAUUCCAUGACAUCUCCGAUUCAACUCAAAGCCAUCCUCCACUACGCCACUUCCCGAAUCGUCCCUCAACAAUCGUUCUCGGAAAUCACCAUCUCCUUCGACGUUCUCCGAUCGAUUUCCCCCUGCAACUUCCUCGUUUUUGGGCUCGGUCACGAUUCACUGAUGUGGGCUUCGUUUAACAGCCGUGGAAGAACGCUGUUUCUCGAAGAAGAUCCGACGUGGGUUCAGACGGUGCUGAAAGACGCGCCGGAUCUCAACGCCGCCGUCGUUAAGUACCGAACGAAGCUUUCCGAAGCCGAUGAGCUUAUGAAUACGUACCGAUCGGAACCGGAAUGUGCUCCGGCGAAAUCAUACAUCCGGGGGAAUACCCGGUGCAGGUUAGCACUCACGAGUUUACCUGAUGAGGUGUACGAUAACGAGUGGGAUAUGAUAAUGAUCGAUGCACCGAGGGGUUAUUUUGAUGCAGCGCCGGGAAGGAUGGCUGCGAUUUACUCCGCGACUGUGAUGGCGAGGAACAGGAAAAAGUCCGGCGUGACGCACGUGUUUUUGCACGAUGUUAAUCGGAAGGUGGAGAAAGCUUACGCGAACGAGUUUUUGUGUCAGAAGUAUUUGAAGCAUGCGGUGGGACGGUUGUGGCAUUUUGAGAUACCGCCGGCGAGUAACGUGACCGACGGCGGUUGGUUUUGCUAGGAUGAUUGGUAGGAGACGAGUGUUUUUGGACUUUUUAGUAAUUUAUUUUUAUUUUUA